Molecule: messenger RNA, 2242 nt
Organism: Terrapene triunguis (Three-toed box turtle)
Lineage: Eukaryota; Metazoa; Chordata; Testudines; Emydidae
Gene: MRAS
Product: muscle RAS oncogene homolog
Exons: 6
Coding region: 243-869 (208 amino acids)
Biological process (GO): signal transduction
Cellular component (GO): plasma membrane
Molecular function (GO): GDP binding; GTP binding; GTPase activity
Source: RefSeq, a predicted model, not a curated record
UAUAAAGAAUGGUUGGAGUGUCAAUCUGCCUGCAGAGAGGCUGCUGCCGCUUUAAGGGCAGCUGGGGCAAUUAGACUGAAAGGGAUGAUGGUGGGGGUUUAAUGAGCCUCCCUUCUCAGGCACUGCUGGGUCUCCAAAGGCAUGGGGAUCCUGUAGGAGAGGCAGGAGCAGUGGAUCCAGACAGGGCACUUUCCCUGGGACAGGACAAGACUUGGGUCUGCCUGGUCUGACCCACUGGAAACAUGGCUACGAGUGCUGUUCCAAGUGAAAACCUGCCCACAUAUAAACUGGUGGUGGUUGGGGACGGUGGCGUGGGGAAGAGCGCUCUCACCAUUCAGUUCUUCCAGAAGAUUUUUGUGCCAGACUAUGACCCAACCAUUGAGGAUUCCUACCUGAAACACACGGAAAUAGAUGGCCAGUGGGCAAUUCUUGAUGUCCUAGACACUGCGGGACAAGAGGAGUUCAGCGCUAUGCGGGAGCAAUACAUGCGGACGGGGGACGGGUUCCUUAUAGUCUAUUCAGUCACAGACAAAGCCAGCUUUGAACACGUGGACAGGUUCCACCAACUGAUCCUCCGAGUCAAAGACAGAGAGUCUUUUCCAAUGAUAUUGGUGGCCAACAAAGUUGAUCUAAUGCAUUUGCGGAAAAUCACUCGGGAACAAGGAAGAGAAAUGGCCACUAAACAUAACAUCCCGUACAUAGAAACUAGUGCGAAGGACCCACCUCUGAAUGUUGAUAAAGCCUUCCAUGAUCUUGUUAGAGUAAUCAGGCAACAGAUCCCAGAGAAAAGCCAGAAGAAGAAGAAGAAGACCAAAUGGCGAGGAGACAGAGCGACCGGCUCCCACAAACUGCAGUGUGUGAUUUUGUGACCCGGGGGCUCUUGGCACCCCCGCCUGACCUAAUGUGAACUAAAAAAGCACUAGCGAGACACUGUACCACCUAACUGCACCGUAACGCUUCUCACAGUGGACCUUACACCGAGGAACUUGCCGGGGGGGUUGGACUCGCUGACAUACUUGAGCGGCGGCCAAACUGCUAGAGCUUGGCCUGGUUUGCAUGCGGUGCAGAGUGGAUUGCAAGCGUGGCGAGGAGGAGGGAAUAUCCAGGACCAGAACUCUCAAAGGUCAACAAUCCCCAGCUCCUUGGUGUUUAUUUUAAAAAGUGUGGGGGGGGUUUAAAGUGUUGGUUUUAUCUGCAAACAUUUCUCCAUGUGACCCAUUUCUAGCAGCCGUGAAUGACCCUUUGUUUGGUACAGUCAGUCGAGUGUGUAUGUGUCGGGGCAGGGGAAGGACUUUUUUUUUUUUUUUUUUUUGCUCAGUGAGCACUGGGUUGGAAAGAAACCUGGCUGGGGUUAGUUCCUUUUGCACUGAACUCUCUCUUAGACGGAGAUGCCAAAACGCAGCUUCAUAGUAGAGUGCAUCGAUUUGAAGGAAGAAAAUGAAUUCCAGCUGCUCUCCGCACUCCAGACCUUGUGUCAGACCCUGGAGGGCAGCCAGCUCACGUCCAUAAACUCCAGUGUCGAAAAGAAGGGGCGGGGGGUUACCCUCUGUGAGGAGGUUCUGUUUCUGUUUUGUAUUUUGGGGGCAUGUCUGAUUCAAAAGGUAUUUUGUUAACCUCAAAAUAUUUAAAUUAAAGUAAUUUACAAAUGGAAGGAACGGGCUUGGGGUUUUUUUAAGACAAAUCCGUACUGAUUUAUUUAGAGGAACAGACAUUAGGUGCUGCAUUCCUCUUUCCAAGUGUAUGUAAAACAGUGCUUGUAUUCCAAGUAGCUCCUGGAAUCUCCCUUGCCUUUCCCUACAAAACCAGUAACUGCACAAUAUGGAGAUGGCUAAUUGGUUUGUUCUCCCCAUCCAAGUUCUCAGUUCAGGAGAAUUGGCUCCAUUUCCUUACUCUUUUUUUCCUCCCUCCCACUUUCGGUUAGUUCCUGCUGCCUUUGACAUCGUUUCGGAGUUUUGCUGUUGACUCAAGUGGGAUUUGUCCCUUCAUGACUUUAGUGAGCCAUUGACAGCGUGGAGAUGAAAGAUGUCGGACCCUCAGAGCAGGUGCAGGUAUUCAAGCUGCCUUCAGAAGUGUUGACCUUAGUCCUGAGAGACCAUCUUUCAGAUUGAGGGAGGAAUGAAAUAUCCAUUCAGUCCUUGGCCUCUCUGACUGCUAAUUGUGGUGGGUUUUUUUUUUUAAUAGAAUGGACAGUCGUCUACCGGACUGAGACCACCAGUUCAUUCAGUGUGGGCUGCCAAGCACC